Polychytrium aggregatum is the source of this 3088-nucleotide messenger RNA. Its product is annotated as tRNA synthetases class II (A)-domain-containing protein. Gene Ontology annotation, biological process: tRNA modification; alanyl-tRNA aminoacylation. Gene Ontology annotation, molecular function: alanine-tRNA ligase activity; aminoacyl-tRNA deacylase activity; ATP binding. The record is from RefSeq and is a predicted model, not a curated record. Gene Ontology annotation, cellular component: mitochondrion; cytoplasm. Bases 25 to 3006 code for a protein of 993 amino acids. The transcript is spliced from 13 exons. NCBI's taxonomy places the organism in Eukaryota, Fungi, Chytridiomycota, Chytridiomycetes, Polychytriales.
CGCUUUUAGAUCCCCAUCCCUCCUAUGAACACGAUUCGCUCGGUGGUGAUUGCUCUUAGCCGGACCUCGAUCGCUUCUGCCUCCUUCUUCUCUCGGCCCCUGCCCAGACGGUUUUCUGCAAUGCCCUCGAACAAGUCAAACGCUCCCUUCAACGGCUGGCCUGUCCAGAAGGUCCGCGAUACCUUUGUCAACUAUUUCGUCGAGAAGCACAACCAUAUCAACGUGGUUUCGUCUCGAACCAUCCCCCACGAUGACCCGACUCUGCUGUUUGCCAAUUCGGGCAUGAACCAGUUCAAGCCCAUUUUCCUCGGCACUGCCGAUCCCAACUCGGACAUGUACAAGUGGAAGCGCGCUGCUAACACCCAGAAAUGCAUCAGAGCCGGUGGCAAGCACAACGAUCUCGACGACGUCGGCAAGGAUGUGUACCAUCAUACCUUCUUUGAGAUGCUUGGAAACUGGUCGUUCGGUGACUACUUCAAGACAGAAGCCAUUGCCAUGGCCUGGGAACUGCUGACCAAGGUCUAUGGGCUGGAUAGGGACAGGCUCUAUGUCACCUACUUUGGUGGCGACAAGGCCACCGGCCUUGCCCCUGAUCUGGAGGCCAAGCAGCUCUGGCUCGACAUUGGUGUCGCUCCUGAUCACAUCAUCCCUGGCAACGCCAAGGAUAACUUCUGGGAAAUGGGCGAUCAAGGACCGUGCGGCCCGUGCAGUGAGCUCCACUACGAUCGAAUUGGCGGCCGCAACGCUGCUGAUCUCGUCAACAAGGACGAUCCCAACGUCCUGGAGAUAUGGAACUUGGUCUUUAUGCAGUUCAACCGCGAGCCCGAUCGUUCGCUCCGCCCCCUCCCCAACAAGCAUAUCGAUACUGGCAUGGGUCUUGAGCGCCUGACCUCAGUUUUGCAAAACAAGCUGUCCAACUACGACACCGAUAUCUUCUCCAACCUGUUCCUGAAGAUCCAGGAGCUCACCGGCGCCCGGCCUUAUCAGGGCAACGUUGGUGCUGACGAUGUCGAUGGCCUUGAUACUGCCUACCGUGUCGUUGCCGACCACAUUCGCACUUUGACCUUUGCCAUCAGCGACGGCGGCGUGCCCUCGAACGAAGGUCGCGGUUACGUCCUGCGCCGUAUCCUGCGUCGUGGUGCUCGCUAUGUCCGCAAGAAGUUCAACACCCCUAUUGGCCACUUUUUCCCAAGCCUGGUCGAUACUCUGGUCGCUGAUAUGGGCAAGGCUUUCCCCGAAAUCACCUACCGCAUCAAUGAUCUCAAGGAGAUCCUCGCUGAGGAGGAGCAGAGCUUUGCCAAGACCCUCGACCGCGGCGAGAAGCUUUUCGAGACCUGUGUCCAGAAAACCAAGAGCAACAAGAGCACCAUCAUCAACGGUGCCGAUGUCUGGCGCCUGUACGAUACCUAUGGCUUCCCUGUCGACCUCACUCGCCUGAUGGCCGAAGAAAUCGGCUUUAGCAUCAACGAGAAUGAAUUCCUGGACGAACAGAGCAAGGCCAAGGAGCGCUCCAAGGCCUCAAAGUCCAGCGACAAGGGUGCUGCUGUUGCCUUCGACGUCCACGCCCUCGGAGAGCUCGAGAAGAAGCUCAAGGUUCCCAAGACCGACGACUCGUUCAAAUACGAGCUCGGCAACGUCACCGGCCGCAUCAAGGCCAUCUACGCCGAGAACAAGUUCGUCAAGGCCAUUGACUCGGAAUCGUUCGAUGCUGGUUUUGGCAUUGUUCUAGACAGGACCAACUUCUACGCCGAGUCUGGUGGUCAACAGGGCGACAUUGGCUCUCUGACGGUCGAUGGCAAGUUUGAGUUUGCCGUCGAGGACUGCCAGGUGUUUGGUGGCUAUGUUCUCCAUGUCGGCUACCUCAAGUAUGGCAGUGUCAAGGUCGAUGACGAGGUGCUCGCCAGCUAUGACGAGCUCCGCCGAUGGCCAACCCGCAACAACCAUACUGGAACCCAUAUCCUGAACUUUGCCCUGAAAGAGGUGCUUGGCGACGGCAUCGAUCAGAAGGGCUCGCUGGUUUCGCAUGAGAAGCUCCGCUUCGACUUUUCUCACAAGUCCGCCAUCAACAACGAGCAGCUGGAUCGUAUCGAGACCAUCUGCAACGAGUUCAUCAAGAGGAAUCAGACCGUGUAUGUCAAGGAGGUCCCCCUGAGCAUUGCCAAGUCCAUCAACGGUCUGCGUGCCGUUUUUGGAGAGGUCUAUCCCGACCCCGUCCGUGUUGUCUCUGUCGGAUUCAGCAUCGACGACAUCAUUGCUGACUCCACGCACCCGCGAUGGGCUACCACUUCGAUCGAGUUCUGUGGUGGAACUCACGUUGCCAAGACCUCGGACAUCAAGCGCUUUGCCGUCCUCGAAGAGACCAGUAUCGCCAAGGGUAUCCGCCGUAUCGUUGCCGUCACCGGCGAGGAUGCUUACCAGGUCCAUCGGCUCGCCGACCAGUAUGACAAGCGCGUCCAGGAGCUCAAGGAGUUCUCUGGCCUCUCGCUCGAAACGGCUUUGAAGACCCUCGGCAAGGAGCUGGAUGAGAUUGUCAUCCCUGUCCUGCGUCGCAACUACCUCAAGACCGAGUUCAACGCCAUCAAGGCCAAGUUCGAUGAGGCCGACAAGGCCCGCAAGGCCCGCGAGUCGAAGGAGUCUAUCGAUCGGGUCAAGGAGUUCUUUGAGAAGAACCCCGACGAGUCGUUCAUUGUCCAGGUUCUCCCGGUCGGUGGCAACACCAAGGCUCUGUCGCAGGCCAUCGCCCACGUCAAGGGUCUUGGCAACAAGGCUGCCCUUCUGAUCGCUGUCGAUGGCGACUCGGGCAAGGUCUCACACCAGUGUGUUGUUGGAAAGCCGCUGAUCGCCAAGGGCCUGAAGGCCAUUGAGUGGUGCAGUGUCGUCAGCGACCAGGUUGGCGGCAAGCGCGGCGGCAAGGACGACUCUGCCCAAGGCGCCGGCACCGACGCCAGCAAGGUUGAUGCUGCUGUCGAGUUGGCCAUCGAGUUUGCCAAGAAGCUCAACCUGUAAGGCCUUUGUGCAUGGUGUUUUUCAUGCGGUGCUCGUACACUUUAUUCAGAAAGCAACGGGACAAUACAGCCGUUUCCAUGAA